Messenger RNA from Parnassius apollo (apollo), 465 nucleotides. The record is from the annotation of a GenBank genome assembly. NCBI's taxonomy places the organism in Eukaryota, Metazoa, Arthropoda, Insecta, Lepidoptera, Papilionidae.
AUGCAUCGUUUCGGUGAUAUAGAAAAGAAUAUGUUGCUUAGGGAAGCCACAAUACUGGACCCACGCUUCAAAAAAUCUGGUUUCAGGGAUAUAAGAAACUUCGAAGCGGCGGCAGCCGAUUUAAAAUUAAAAAUUGGGAGGAUAGUUCUUUCAGACGAACGCCCUUUGCAACCAGCAGAGCCUGUCGAACCAACCCCAGGUUGCUCAAAAGUAAGCUCACUUUGGGAACAGUUUGAUGAAGAAGUGGCACGCCAGGUACCCGAAAAUCCGGUUGCUGCGGGUAUAGUAGAAUUCGACAAGUAUAUGAAUGAGCCGCAAAUCAACCGACACUGCGAUCCAUUAUUAUGGUGGAAAGAACGGAAAGUCAUCUACCCACGCCUUCACUCACACAUGCUAAAAAGACUGAAUAUAACAGCGACAUCCAUACCAUGUGAGUGUAAUACGAGUGUCGUCCGUCAAAUGUGA